AUGAAGGAGGCCCGACUGAGAUGGUUCGGUCACGUCUUGCGGCGAGAGGAAGAUUCUGUUGCCAAAACCGCACUGAAGCUCGACGUUUCAGGAGUGAGGCCGCGUGGGAGGCCAAAGAUUCGCUGGUUAGACCGUGUGAAGCUGGAUAUGAUAGAUGCGCGUUUAUGUACGGCUGAUGCAAUGGAUAGAACCAAAUGGAAGACAAGAAGCAGAAAGGUGGACCCUGCAACAACGUGGGACAAGGAAGAAGAAGAAGAAGAAGAAGAAGGAAAGAGUCGAGACACUGGGCGUAGAGAACGUUGGGGUCUGUUCAUUUAG
This is a messenger RNA of Necator americanus (New World hookworm), 318 nucleotides long. RefSeq lists its product as uncharacterized. The record is from RefSeq and is a predicted model, not a curated record. The coding region runs from base 1 to 318 and encodes 105 amino acids. NCBI's taxonomy places the organism in Eukaryota, Metazoa, Nematoda, Chromadorea, Rhabditida, Ancylostomatidae. The transcript has a single exon.